Thrips palmi is the source of this 3424-nucleotide messenger RNA. RefSeq lists its product as uncharacterized. Lineage: Eukaryota; Metazoa; Arthropoda; Insecta; Thysanoptera; Thripidae. Bases 29 to 3331 code for a protein of 1100 amino acids. The record is from RefSeq and is a predicted model, not a curated record. The transcript has 16 exons. Gene Ontology annotation, molecular function: carbonate dehydratase activity; zinc ion binding.
CCGCUAGCGCCGCCAGGCAGCAGCAGACAUGGAGGACCUGCGCGCCGAGCUGGAGCGCGUGGACGCCAACGCGCAUCAGGCGCCGGUGGACAUCAACAUGGCCGACACGGUGCCCGUCGCCGUGCCGGACCUGGCCUACCAGAACUACGGCAGCACGCCCACCAAGAUGAAGCUGAACAACACGGGCUUCACCGUGACGGUGAGCGGCAAGUUCGACGGCGACCCCCCGACCAUCAGUGGCGGCCCGCUGGACGGCACCUACAAGUUCUCCCAGCUGCAUUUCCACUGGGGGCCCAACGACGGCGAGGGCAGCGAACACACGUUUGAAGGGCGCAGUGUGCCGCUGGAGAUGCACAUGGUGCACGUGAACCAGAAAUACGCCACGCAGGAGGAGGCCCUGCUCAAGAAGGACGGCGUCGUCAUUCUGGCCUUCCUCUUCACCAGCGGCGCGAAGCACGCCGGUCUGGACGGCGUGGCGCGCGGGCUGGCCGAGAUCACCAAGCCGCACACCUCCUUCAAGAUCAGCCCGCAGUCGCUGCAGUCGCUGUGCGCGCCCUUCCAGCGCGACUACUUCUCGUACUGGGGCUCCGUCAUCAGCCCCUCGUGCUCGCACCUCAUCCAGUGGCUCAUCAGCCGCACCCCGCUGUCGGUCGCCCCCGACCAGGUGGCCGCCUUCCGGCAGCUGCUGAACGUCAACGAGGAGCCGCUGCUGCGCAACUACCGCGACGCGCAGCCGCUGCAGGGCCGCACCAUCUUCCACCUGGCGCCCGGCAGCCGGGACGGCUUCUCCCUCAACUGCGGCCGCGAGCAGACGUGCGCCGCGGGGGAGGGCCGCCCGGCGCCCGGCACGGACGUGAGCGCCCUCAGCGUGGAGGGGCCCUGCACAAGCCUGGGCGAGGCGGAGAGCAAGGGCGUGGUGGCCGUGGGCGCCGAGGGCGAGGUGCAGAAGACCGAGUCUGGCCGCGAGCUGGUGAAGACGCCGUCAGGGCGCCUCCUGGAGAGGACACCUUCGGGGCGCCUGGUGGAGCGGACGCCGUCGGGGCACCUGCUGGAGAGGACGCCGUCGGGGCGGCUGCUGGAGAAGACCCCGUCCGGGCGGCUGCUGGAGAGGACGCCGUCAGGCCGGAUGGUGGAGGCGACCCCCGGCGCGCAGAGGACGCCCUCGGGCCGCCUGCUGGAGAAGACCCCCUCCGGCAGGAUGGUGCAGAGGACGCCGUCGGGCCGGCUGCUGGAGAGGACGCCGUCCGGGCACUACAUGGAGAGGACGCCGUCGGGCCGGCUGCUGGAGACGACGCCGUCGGGCCGCGUCCUGGAGAAGACGCCCUCGGGGCACCUGAUGACGAGGACGCCGUCGGGCAACCUGAUGCCGGCCGAGCGGUCCGACGUGCCGAGCGUGGAGAUCACGCCGUCGGGCCACGAGCUGACCAGGACGCCGUCGGGCCGGCUGGUGCAGACCACGCCGUCGGGGCACGUGCUGGAGAGGACCCCGUCCGGGCACUACGUGGAGAGGACGCCGUCAGGGAAGUUGGCCGGCCACGUCUCGGAGCCCAAGCUCCUGGACACCACGGCGGAGGGCGAGGGCGCCGCCGGGGCCGGGCCUGGCGCGGGGGACAAGCCUGCCGACGCCGAGCGGCGCGUCGAGACCACGCCCUCCGGCAGGCUGGUGUCCAGGACCGCCUCGGGCCGGGUGGGCAUGGGCUCCAGGGUGGUCAGCUUCUCCAACCUCACCGGCCCCGUCAAGGAACGAUCAGCCAGUGACUGGCCCGACGCGCCCUACGAGGGCCCGGCCACCGGGUCGCCGGUCUUCCUGGACACGAACCAGGCCGUGCGCCUGCCCUGCCCGCCGCUCGAGUUCCUGGGCCACUUCCAGAAGGGCGUCGGCCUGGUGCUCACCAACAGCGGGGAGACCGUGGAGAUCAGCCUGCUGAAGGGCACGGAGCGGCCCGUGCUGCAGGGCGGCCCACUGCAGGGCCGCUACAUCCUGGACUCGGCGCACUUCCACUGGCUGCCCAACGACGACGCCGUCGGCGGCACGCACACCAUCAACAGCGCAAGGUCCGAGAUCGAGUGCCACUUAGUGCACAUCCACGAGAACUACAAGAGCAAGACGGAGGCCAUGGACCACCCCAACGGGCUGGCCGUCGUCAGCGUGCUCCACCAGGUCGGCGGCGCGGAGUGCGACGUGUUCAUGCGGCUGUGCAAGGAGCUGCCGCGCAUCAACGAGCUGUACACGCAAGUGGAGCUGCCGGGCCUCGACCUGUCCUACAUGUCGUCCGUCGUCAAGCCGCACGAGUACUUCAUGUACCCGGGCCGCUUCUUCGGCCGCGAGGACGGCAAGGCGCUCGUGUGGAUCGUCUUCCCGCAGGCCAUCGGCAUCUGCUGCCAGAACGUGGCGGCGUUCCAGGCGCUGCGGCUGUCGCUGGACUUCCGGCAGCACGACACGUACCCGCUGGGCGGCCGGCCCCUGUACGCCGUGGUGAAGGAGGGCGCGGGCGGCGGCGGCGCGGGCGACGAGGACGUGGCCGUCGGCGACCUGCGGCGCACGGCCUCGGGCCGCGUCAUGGCCCUGCGCCCCGACGAGUGGCCCAACGCGCCCUUCGCGUCCAAGCACGAGAUCCUGAUGGCGCCGCUGGACAUCAAGACCUCCGCCGUGCCCAGCAUCCCCAUGCCGCCCCUCGAGUACCGCGGCCACUUCGGCGCGGCCGCCGUCCCCGUCGAGAUGCGCAACACCGGCGAAGCGAUCGACAUCACGUGGAAGGAGGGCGUGCCCGUGCCCGUGCUGGCGGGCGGCCCGCUCACGGACGAGUACGUCUUCGACUCCGCGCACUUCCACUGGGCGCAGAACCCGGACGACGUCGGCGCCAUGCACCGCAUCAACGGCAAGAGGUGCGACUUGGAGUUCCACCUGGUGCACUACAAGAAGAGCCUCAAGACGAGGCAGGACGCCAUGUUCCAGUCGGACGGUCUGGCCGUCACCAGCUUCCUCAUUCAAGUGGGCGGUACGGAGAACGAGAGCUUUGCCAAGCUGUCCGACGUGCUGGGCGAGGUGAAGGAGGUGGACGCCUCCAUGGAGCUCAACUUCCGGCUGGACUGGCUGCAGAGUCGCGCCGGGCCGCACGGUUUCUUCACGUACCCGGGCACGCUGUUCGGCGCGGACCAGGGCAUCAACGUCAUCUGGAUGGUGUACCCCACGCCCGUGCAGAUCUGCUGCCAGCACGUGGCCGGCUUCUACAAGCUGGACUGCCUGGAGUACAACCGGGUUCACCCUCUGCACGAGCUCCUGGACAGGCCCAUCUUCCACUCCAUCAACCCGGACAACUGCGUCACCUAGUUCUUUUUAAGCGUUUUAACAAUCUCUGGGCGUGUUCAACCACUUUUCGGCGGCACGGCGCCCUCUGUAACGCGCACCGAAAAAAUAAAAAAA